Molecule: messenger RNA, 1953 nt
Organism: Venustampulla echinocandica
Lineage: Eukaryota; Fungi; Ascomycota; Leotiomycetes; Helotiales; Pleuroascaceae
Exons: 2
Coding region: 1-1953 (650 amino acids)
Biological process (GO): vacuolar transport; protein localization to membrane
Cellular component (GO): endosome; fungal-type vacuole membrane
Source: RefSeq, a predicted model, not a curated record
AUGCGUUUACGGGACUUAUCGCCAUCUGCGGCGCUCCUGUCCUCUUUCCUCGUGGCACCUCAUGUAUCCUCAGCCUUCUACCUCCCAGGUGUCGCGCCCACCUCAUAUAGCAUCGGCGACAUAGUCCCCUUAAACGUCAAUCGCCUUACACCUAUAGAAUCACAAGCAGACCGGACUCUGCGCUCCGUCGUAUCCUUCGACUAUUACCACAGUCCUUUCCACUUCUGCCGACCAGACCCCGAACCGAAAGAUGUAUCAGAGAGUCUGGGCAGUAUAUUAUUCGGCGACAGAAUCAUGACAUCGCCCUUCGAGCUCAAGAUGGGCAUCAACGAGACUUGCAAGUCGCCUUGCGCCGAAGUAACAUUCGACCAGAGCUCUGCACAUUUCGUAAACCGGAGAAUAGCCCAGGGCUUUGCAUUGAAUUGGCUUGUUGAUGGGCUACCAGCAGGGCAACUGACUAGGGACAUGGUUACAGGAACAGAGUACUACAGCCAAGGAUUUGCGCUAGGAUCCAACCUGGAUGAGGAUAUGCACUUGAACAAUCAUUAUGAUAUCGUGAUUGAUUAUCACCAGGUUUCGGAGGGGCAGUUUAGGGUGGUCGGCGUGUUAGUGGAUCCCGAUUCGAGAAGGACUCCCUUGGAUGGGUCGGGAUCUGCCGUUAACGAUCAGAACCACUGCGGCCAGGGCGGACGACCUUUGACGCUUUCGGAGACAGAAGAGACCACCGUCACAUGGACAUAUAGCGUGUAUUGGAGAGAAUCGCCAACGGCUUGGGCAACUCGGUGGGACAAAUAUCUUCACGUCUUCGACCCCAAAAUCCACUGGUUUUCGCUCAUUAACUCUACCGUUAUCGUCAUUUUCCUGACCGGCACGGUUAUUUCGAUUCUUAUGCGAGCAUUGCGGAAAGAUAUUCAACGGUAUAAUCGCUUGGACUCGAUUAACCUUGAUGAUCUGUCUGGGACAUCUGCGGCGGUCGAGGAUGGUGUACAAGAAGAUUCUGGCUGGAAGUUGGUGCAUGGUGAUGUUUUCCGCACGCCAGGGUCUCCUCUCCUCCUCAGUGUGUUUCUCGGGAAUGGUGCGCAGCUCUUCGUCAUGACCGGCUGUACUAUUGUAUUUGCUCUUCUCGGCUUCCUUUCUCCCUCAAACCGCGGAUCUCUCGGUACUAUUAUGGUGUUGCUUUACACGGUUCUGGGCUUCAUUGGUGGCUACGUCUCUGCACGUGUUUACAAAGCUUUCAGCGGUGAGCGGUGGAAGCUCAAUAUUGCCCUCACUCCUUUACUUGUGCCCGGUAUUGUGUUCGGGACUUUCUUCGUCUUGAACCUCUUCCUUUGGGCUAACGAGUCUUCCGGGGCCGUUCCCUUCACCACAAUGCUAGUCAUUGUCUCCAUCUGGUUCCUGAUCUCAGUGCCUCUCUCAUUCGCAGGGAGCUGGAUCGGUUUCCGCCAACCAGCAAUCCAACCUCCCGUUCGCACAAAUCAAAUUCCUCGCCAAGUACCACCCAGCACAAGCUAUAUGCGACCCAUCCCAUCUAUGUUGUUGGUAGGUAUCCUACCAUUUGGUGCCAUCUUCGUUGAGCUCUACUUCAUCAUGUCCUCCAUCUGGUUCAGCAAAGUCUACUACAUGUUUGGCUUCCUGUUCGUCUGCUACGGUCUGAUGAUCAUGACCUGCGCGUCAGUUACUGUUCUCAUGAUUUAUUUCUUGCUCUGCAGCGAGAACUAUCAUUGGCACUGGAGAGCAUUCAUGACUGCUGGAGCUUCUGCAUUUUACGUCUUUGCUUUUGCUUUUAUCACCUGGGUGACACACUUGGAGUUGGGUGGUUUGGCGGGUAGCGUGCUAUACCUUGGAUAUAGCGCACUGAUUGCUUUCUUAUUUUUCAUUCUUACAGGGUCCAUUGGUUUCUUCGCCAGCUGGGCAUUUGUGCAGAAGAUCUACGGAUCUAUCAAGAUCGAUUAA